GUUCUGGUGGUUCUGGUGGCUAUGGCUCUGUGACCCUGCCAGAGGGGAGGAGUGUGUGUGGGUCAGCAGUGAUGCUGAGUCUGGCCCGAUACAGGUGCUCAGUGGAAGGAAGCUCAGUCCCGCUGAUCUGACCGGGCCACCUGCUGCAGUGUGUGUCUGUCCUGUUUGGUGGCUGAACGGAACCACACAGUGAUGGAGGACACUAAAACAAAGCAAAGGACUCUGAACACGAGCAGCGGCUCUGGAGGAAAACACCGGGGAUCCAUGACAGCACGGCUGCACUUACACGUGGCUUCGCACAAUAUUAACACAAAAAAUACUUUCAACAAGGCUUCACAAGAGACAAGAUUUGCAUGACCUGGUUACGGGAGCAAGACAAGAAGAGGCCUGAAACACAGGUAAAAGUGAAGGAGAUGGAGUAUGUGUAGAAAAGAACCACAGAAGAUCAGAAGGAGCAUCUAAGUAAUUAUGACCAGUACAACUAAAGACACUGGGGACAUACAGUAUAUUGGAAAUUUAGAUCAGCUGUUCUUCAUAACAUAGCAGCUAAAUGUGUAAACCUGAACUCUGAUGUAAACUAGCAAUUGUAGCUUCACUAUAAAGCAUGUGUUGGUUCAGGAAAUGAAAAUCUUCGAGCAUCUGGUCUUUUUAGCUUAACUUUCUCUACUUUGGUUUAGGAGAUUAUUUAAUAAACAAAGUCUCUGGCAGCAGCAUGUUGAUCUGAGUAUUAACUUACAGUAAAGGCCACUGACGAGUGACUGAACCUUCACACACUGAGUACAAUCUCUCUUAACUCAACUACCUCAGUAAUUCAUAUAAUGAGAUGAAUCAAACCACAAUAAUAUUAGUAAAAAAUAGUGUGAUGAAUAUGAAACAUUAUAUUCUCAGAGUCUCCAUGUUAAGUAGACUGGGCUCAGCCCACGUCAGGGACACGUGAAUCCAGCUCUACCCUAAAGGUGGUUUCGCAUCCAUACCAGCUGCGUGUGUGUGACGCUGAAGGCUCCUCCUUCUCAGCACCAGCCUCCAGAGCUGCUGCCGCUUCUGCGCUACACUGGACCCUAAGCUGAUCCGAGACAGGCCUGAUCCUGUUGGGUCCGUCUGGCUCUGUUUGGUUCUUAAGGUAACACAGGACAUGAGCAGAGAAGCCACCCAGAGCAACUGAGCAGGAUGUCACAGAACCGGUCCUCGCUAAGGCUGUUUUCACUGGCUCCAGCCACCAACACCUCCCAUUCCCCCCCUAUGUCAGACUGGGAGCCUCCCAGUUUCACUCGAGCCGCUCAGAUCCGCGUGGGGGCCAUUUUUGUCCUCUUCCUGCUGGCAGCCUGCAGUAACCUUGCCCUAUUGGCCAGCGUGUGGUGUGGGCGUGGCCGGCGCCUGGCAUCUCACCUACGGCCACUGAUGCUGAGCCUGGCGUCCGCUGACCUGAUGAUGACGUUUGUGGUGAUGCCUCUGGACGCAGUGUGGAACGUGACGGUGCAGUGGUACGGAGGAGACGCGCUCUGCAAGCUGCUCUGCUUCCUGAAGCUUUUCGCCAUGCAGGCCUCCGCCUUCAUCCUUGUGGUCAUCAGCCUCGACCGCCAGCACGCCAUCCUCUACCCACUGGAUGCGCUGAGAGCACACCGCAGGAACCGCCACAUGCUGCUGAUUGCCUGGAGCCUCAGCCUGCUUCUUGCAUCACCACAGCUGUUCAUCUUCCGAGCCAUCCGAGUGGAGGCCCUGGAUUUCACUCAGUGUGUGACUCAUGGCAGCUUCAGCCGCCACUGGCAGGAGACACUGUACAACAUGUUCCAGUUCACCACAUUGUACAUCGUCCCCCUGCUGGUGAUGACCUGCUGCUACGGCCGCAUCCUACUGCACAUCCACCAGCAGCACGUUAGGGACAAAGCAGGUGAGUCGUACCUGCGCCGCAGUGGCACUGACAUCAUCCCAAAGGCCCGGAUGAAGACUCUGAAGAUGACCGUGGUCAUCGUGCUGACCUUUGUGGUGUGCUGGACUCCAUACUACCUGCUGGGGAUCUGGUACUGGUUCCAGCCAGACAUGCUGCAGGUCACACCUGAGUACGUACACCACGGGCUCUUUGUGUUUGGGAACUUAAACACCUGCUGCGAUCCAGUCAUCUACGGCUUCUACACGCCGUCCUUCAGGGCCGAUCUGGCAGCCUGCUGCCGCUGGAUGUUCGGUGAUCCGUCACCACCGUCCCCGAACCGUCUGUCUGCCAGACCUGGGCCUCCCAGAGGGGAACUAGACCCUGCCACCAGCAACCAGGAGGCAAAAUGAAAUGAACGAAAGUCACUGGUUAGGGCGAAGUUUGUAAAUUGAGGAUGUGUUGGAUUAUGUCCAUUGAUUAGGUGAAAGAAGUCCAACUGCUGAUUUAAGAUGUCAAUGAUCAACAGGUACUGGAACCGACUGGCAUUGAAUGUCAGCCAACCAUUGCAUGGAACCCAUGCAUGGUACCACUACAAGGAGCCACUGCAAGGAACCACAACAUGGAACCACUGCACGGAACCACUGCAUGGAACCACUGCAAAGAACCACAACAUGGAACCACUGCACGGAACCACUGCAUGGAACCACUGCAAAGAACCACAACAUGGAACCACUGCACGAAACCACUGCAUGGAACCACUGCAAAGAACCACAGCAUGGAACCACUGCACGAAACCACUGCAUGGAACCACUGCAAAGAACCACAACAUGGAACCACUGCACGAAACCACUGCAUGGAGCUACACUAUGGAACCACUACAAGGAGCCACUGCAAGGAACCACAGCAUGGAACCACUGCUUGGAGCCUGUCAGGUUCUGGCUCUGUGCUCAGUUUUAUUUUGAAGAGGACUUUGUUCAUUGACCUUAUCA
Betta splendens (Siamese fighting fish) is the source of this 2856-nucleotide messenger RNA. Its product is annotated as gonadotropin-releasing hormone II receptor-like. NCBI's taxonomy places the organism in Eukaryota, Metazoa, Chordata, Actinopteri, Anabantiformes, Osphronemidae. The transcript has 4 exons. The coding region runs from base 1168 to 2277 and encodes 369 amino acids. The record is from RefSeq and is a predicted model, not a curated record. Gene Ontology annotation, molecular function: peptide binding; gonadotropin-releasing hormone receptor activity. Gene Ontology annotation, biological process: G protein-coupled receptor signaling pathway. Gene Ontology annotation, cellular component: membrane.